AUGCGGGGGAAGAUCGAGUGUGAGGCUUCAAGAUUGUCCCCAUUACGAGCAAGAGCUUUAAAUAAGUUGCUGUCGCAGCCUACCCAAGGAAUCGUGCAUGUUAAAUGUGAUUGGAAUCAGAGUGCCAGCCAGUUGGCCAGCACAGCUUUGCGUCAAAAGGGCGGGAUGAAGUCGAUACCGGAAGAAGAAUGGCCAAAUUUGGAAGCGAUUAAUCGUUUGCCAGAGUUACUAGUUCUCAAGUACCAGAUUCCAUCGGCCAAGGUGAUUGCGGUUGCUCGAUCUCGACCUCCCAUAAAGAUAUCAGAGGAAUCCUGCAAGAGGGUGUGA
Peronospora belbahrii is the source of this 327-nucleotide messenger RNA. The record is from the annotation of a GenBank genome assembly. Lineage: Eukaryota; Oomycota; Peronosporomycetes; Peronosporales; Peronosporaceae.